Molecule: messenger RNA, 3379 nt
Organism: Manis pentadactyla (Chinese pangolin)
Lineage: Eukaryota; Metazoa; Chordata; Mammalia; Pholidota; Manidae
Gene: PIGK
Product: phosphatidylinositol glycan anchor biosynthesis class K
Exons: 12
Coding region: 49-1305 (418 amino acids)
Biological process (GO): attachment of GPI anchor to protein; protein localization to cell surface; proteolysis
Cellular component (GO): GPI-anchor transamidase complex
Molecular function (GO): GPI-anchor transamidase activity
Source: RefSeq, a predicted model, not a curated record
CGGCACUUGCCCCUCCCCUCCCGGUGCGGAUGGCCGAAACCGGCGAUCAUGGUCGUCACCUGCUUUCCUAGCCAAGGUUCCGCUGCCCUGGCAGGGUUGCUGUUCUUGUCCUUCGGCAGCUGGGCCUCUAGUCAGAUCGAGGAUCAAGCAGAACAGUUCUUUAGAAGUGGCCAUACAAACAACUGGGCAGUUUUGGGGCAAGAACAUUUAUGCUAUCCUCAAAACUGUCUUAUACCCUUUAUCAAAAGAGUCACGUGGUACGAGGUGUGUACAUCACGAUUCUGGUUUAAUUAUCGGCAUGUUGCAAAUACUCUUUCUGUUUAUAGAAGUGUCAAGAGGCUAGGUAUUCCUGACAGUCACAUUGUUCUGAUGCUUGCAGAUGAUAUGGCGUGCAACCCUAGAAAUCCCAAGCCAGCUACAGUGUUUAGUCACAAGAAUAUGGAACUCAAUGUGUAUGGAGAUGAUGUGGAAGUGGAUUAUAGAAGUUAUGAGGUAACUGUGGAGAAUUUUUUACGGGUAUUAACUGGGAGGAUCCCACCUAGUACUCCUCGAUCAAAACGACUUCUUUCUGAUGAUAGGAGCAAUAUUCUUAUUUAUAUGACAGGACAUGGUGGAAAUGGCUUCUUGAAAUUCCAAGAUUCUGAAGAAAUUACCAACAUAGAACUUGCAGAUGCCUUUGAACAAAUGUGGCAGAAAAGACGCUACAAUGAGCUACUGUUUAUUAUUGAUACUUGCCAAGGAGCAUCCAUGUAUGAACGAUUUUAUUCUCCUAACAUAAUGGCUUUAGCUAGUAGCCAAGUGGGAGAAGAUUCACUCUCGCACCAACCGGAUCCUGCAAUUGGAGUCCACCUUAUGGAUAGAUACACAUUUUAUGUCUUGGAAUUUUUGGAAGAAAUUAAUCCAGCCAGCCAAACUAAUAUGAAUGACCUUUUUCAGGUAUGUCCCAAAAGUCUGUGCGUGUCUACUCCUGGACAUCGCACUGAUCUUUUUCAGAGGGAUCCUAAAAAUGUUCUGAUAACUGAUUUCUUUGGAAGUGUACGGAAAGUGGAAAUUACAACAGAGACUAUUAGUUUGCAACGCGAUUCAGGAAUCACGGAAAGCAGCUAUACGGAAGACCAAAUGGAUGAGGAACUAAUGGAACCUCUGAAAUAUGCUGAACAACUUCCUGUAGCUCAGAUAAUACACCAGAAACCAAAGCUGAAAGAUUGGCAUCCUCCUGGGGGUUUUAUUCUUGGACUGUGGGCACUCAUUAUCAUGGUUUUCUUCAAAACCUAUGGAAUCAAACAUAUGAAGUUCAUUUUCUAGAUGUGAUGAAAUAUGAAAAAGGCUGCAUGGAAGACUACAACCUCACAUACAAAUUUAUGUCAUUCUAUCUUUUUAAAAAUACAUUACUCUUGUGUUAAUUGAGCAAGAAGUAUAAGAAAACUGUAAAUUUGAGUGAACUAUUGAUUUUAUACCUUAAAGGAAAAAUAACUGUUAGUGCAAAUCACACUGAAUAUAUUUGUUUUUCAUUUUGUGUGUUAUUAAAAAAUGGGGCAAAGAGAUCAGAAUAUAAUCAUAGACUCUUGAAAAGAACAAUUUCCCCUUAUCCUUUAAUGUAGAAAAAAAAAUGAAGACAUUAAAUUCUCAUCAGCAGAGGCAACUUCUGUUAGUAAUUUUUUGUAUAAUCUCCCAGUCUUUUUUUCCCAUGUACAUGCAUUUCUUUUCCAAAAAUAACAUCAUAUAGAACAUACCAUUUUUUUUAACCUCACUUUUCAUUUUACCAUAUUUAAUCAACCCUUUCCCUCUCCUUGGAUAUUCUUUAAGAACACAUUGUGAAUGGCCACAUAGUAUCCAUUUUAUGAAUACACAGUAAUUUAUUUAAUAUUCUUCUAUUGUUGGACCUCCUGCCUUGUUCCAAAAAUUCUGCCUUGGUUCAUUCUUUAAUGUGAUAAUAUUUUACUGUCAGCCAUUCUUGAAAUUCUGCAGCUUAAAUUAUAAGUAAAUAUGAGAAAUCAGUUUCUUAAUCUAUGGUACUGAUAGUCUCCAUCCAGGACCUUAUUUGCUGGCAGUUUAUCUGAAAAUUUAAGUUCUUGGGAAUUUCCUAUAUAGACUGCUGAAGAGAAGUAGCCCCAUUGUUUGUCAUUUCAAAGCAUUCUGUGAUCCUUUAGAAUUGAACACUUUCUCUUCAAUUUCCAUGUUGAAAGUGACAUUGUUUCAUUUCAUUUAAGGUAAACCUUGCCCACUGGCUGGAUCUACUCUUUUCCUGAGGCAGUCCCAUAAAGUGGUUGGACUGUAUAGAAAAUUUACAUUAAUGGCCCUGUCUUUGUGUCUGACUCAUAUAUCAUGUAAGGCAGAAAUGAUUGCCUUUUUUAGUCUCUGAGAAGAUGCAAGAGCUCAUAUCCCCAUCACUGGAUUUUUUAGCUUAUCAACCAUCUUCAUAUCUUUUGCAUAACUGGAAAUACUGAGAUUGUGCUUUGCUAUCAGCCCCAGAUACUGUUUUUUUCACAUAGGCCGGAGAAAACCCCCUGAAAGUUGAGUAUUCAUAUCCCAGAGAUGCCUUUCUCUAUUUGUCUGUUUUAUCCAAGAACUUACUGUUAAUUGUUAUUCAUUACAAAGAUCUGCUUUGUAAUUGUAGGUAACACUAAAAAGACAGCUCUUCCUCCACAAUAAAACCUCCCAAAAUUAGUAUUCCUUAGGAUUUGUUUUCCUUUUAGUACUUAAAAUAUUACCCUUUAAUUACAUGCAACAUGGUUAUGCCUUUCACAGGCAAAGAAUAAACUGUGUUAUCUUCCAGGUAGAACAGAUGAUACUGAGGCUUUUUGCCAGCUCCGCAUCUUCAUUUUAAUUGAUCUUUUUAUUGGUGCACUAGGUAAAUGAAGAAGGAGAAUUUUUAUCUGAUUAUAUGGAGAAGGAUCCUUUUGUACAUAGAAAGGAGGAAAAUAAACUUAAAUAUGAAUACCCAGAUCAUAUAAUGCUAAGAGACAAAAAUCGUUGACCUUGUCACCCUCCAAGCACACAAGGUCAUGAACACUGUGGUAGGGUGGAACUACUUAAUGUGGUAAAGGAAAUACGGUUGUUCUUGAGCCAAAGGAAUUUAGUUUGAGUAUAAUGAAACAUAUCUUGAAGGUUAAGACUGCUGGAAGGUAAAAGGACUCCUCUUCAGAGGUUGUAGAAGGAGCCCUUCUUAGUUAAAACCAAGCUGGGGAAAGUAAUACUGGGUAUAAGAUACAGGAUUAACUUUGUCCAGGCAAAGUUUCAGAGUGGAGUUAUUUCUGUUUCAUUAUUUUCAGGAUAUAAAGCAAAAAACUUAAAAUAUGUUAAAUGUUCACCUUGUUACCAUUUUUUUUUUACAUGAAGUGUAUUCUGCCUUCAAUAAUAAAUCCUCUGCAUGUGGUAA